AUGGCAGCCUCACGGCCAGACAACGAUCUUCUCCUGCAGGACUUCAAGAGCCACAAGUCAUAUACACCCUGUCAUGGAAGGAGUGGUAAGGUGGACCAGCUGCACUGUGGUGAUCAGGCUCGAACUGGCCAUCUGCCACAUCAGUCCCAACGCCGCGUCACAUUUCACCUCCCGGAUGGUUCCCAAGAAAGUUGCAGUGACAGCGGAUUAGGAGAUCAAGAACCUAGCGGUCCUACAAACGCUUCCCAUCCUCUCCCCCUUGGCUUUGCGCAAGAAGAAUACUAUGAACAAUCUUCAGCAAACAGCAGGACGGAAGGUGAUGGGAACUCUGAUCCAGAAUCUACUAUUGAAGUCAAUCUCCAGAAAGCCCUGGCCGAAGCCUCGGAGACCUGCACUCAGGAAUGCCUCAUCCUCGGCCAUUCUGACAACUGCUGGAUGCCACCGUCCUUGACACAAUACCAACAGGCCAACCCGCCUUUGCCUUCGUUUGGAUUUCAGCAAGGAUGGGGAAGAGGAACUAGACCAGAUGGAGUGCACACUCUUGGAAGACCGGUCCCCAAGGAUGAUAUUGACAAAGGGUUGUCUCGAUCCCAGUUUUACAAUACAUGCGAAAGACUUUGUAAUGUCGAAGAUCCAGUGAAAGUCAUUCCCUUGGCAAACUUCACCCCAUGCCAACAAGCCCCGGGAUCAGGGAGCAAUUCAAUCUUCGUACAUGAGCACCAGCUGUAAAGCAUAUUAUCUACUAUAGCAGCUAUUUCCAUGUGUGUGUCAGAUGUAUAUAGUCACUGCUUAACACUCCAUCAUAAAACAUAUGUAAAAAGAAAAAAAAAAGUCGGGGGUGUGCAUAUCCAUAUAAUGCUAUAGUCCACAAUUCUAUAAGGGCUUUAGUGUUAUAUCCUUCAAUUGCUUCAUGUAAAUUGACGAUGUAUAUGGUAGAAAUAUGGUCAUUUUUUAUGGUUCAGAUAGACCUGCUUUUCAACGCUAAUUACCCAGCAAAGCGCAAAGACUAUUGAUUCUCUUCGUUGUAUCGAUGCAAAUUAGUAGAACACAGGGCACCAUUAUGAUCCACGUCUUGCUUAGUUUGUAUUUUGUAUAUAGUACAUUUAACGAUGUUUAUUUAGCAGACACAAUGAGAUGAACUAACUCAACUCACAUUAUACCGACAUAGAGCGUCGACAUUAGGCUUCUAGUUCUCGUAGAAGAUCUCAGAGUUUUUAUAAAUGGAAAUACAUCUUUCACAAGAGGUUUCUUUAUUUUUCUUUUUUUUUUUUUUAUUCAG
This is a messenger RNA of Spea bombifrons (plains spadefoot toad), 1279 nucleotides long. Its product is annotated as protocadherin-9-like. Lineage: Eukaryota; Metazoa; Chordata; Amphibia; Anura; Pelobatidae. The record is from RefSeq and is a predicted model, not a curated record. The coding region runs from base 1 to 729 and encodes 242 amino acids. The transcript has 3 exons.